This is a messenger RNA of Pungitius pungitius (ninespine stickleback), 3302 nucleotides long. RefSeq names its product interleukin 1 receptor-like 1 (gene il1rl1). The record is from RefSeq and is a predicted model, not a curated record. Lineage: Eukaryota; Metazoa; Chordata; Actinopteri; Perciformes; Gasterosteidae. The transcript is spliced from 12 exons. Bases 122 to 1801 code for a protein of 559 amino acids. Gene Ontology annotation, biological process: signal transduction.
CCUAUGAAGCCGCAGAGGACUGAUGUAAGCCGGGGGCGGGCAGAGGACUGAUAAAUUGGCGGGGGCGCGCAGAGGACCGGCACUUCGCUGCAGCCGCCCGGUACGCGCGCAUCACGAGACAAUGGAUGCCUCCCGACUUGUGCUUCUCGUCUUCGUGGUGGGGGCUGCGUCUAAGCCUUCAGGGUCGGCCAUCCAGUGCCUUGUUGAGGAUGAGGAGACGUACUCCCUCUCUGAAGGGGAGGCGUUGUACUUUGUGCCCUACUUGCUAAAAUACCCUCAAGUCCCUCAAGAACAGAAUAUCACCUGGACCAGGAAGACCAGCAACAAUGAGGAAGAGGAGGAUAUCCCUACCGAGGAAAACCAGAGCUUGUACAGCGACGGCAAGGCGCUCUUCCUCUUCAGCGCCCGGCUGAAUGACUCAGGCUUGUACACCGCCAUGAAUAGCGGUUCAUGCGGACAUUGUUUCUUGUAUGUUGUGAAAAUUACGGUUUUCAAAAAGAGCAAUGAGACGGUCAAAGAGCUCUUCUACGGAUCAAUAGGGAACUCUAAUGUCAACAAAGAAAUCAAGUGUCCAGAGCCGGUCCAAUUCACCUGUGACCAACUGAGAGGCAACUUAAGCUGGUGGAAGGAUUUCAAGUCCAUGAAAGGCGAACACCGUGACCACCUGUGGACCACAGCAGACGAGGGCGUGUUCACGUGCGUCUGUAGCUGGACGCACGGCGGCGUGGAGUACCAGUCGCUGGGCUUCAUGAGGCUACAGCGUACUGAACCGAAACAGCACCGAAACCCAGAGAUCAUCGAUCCAGCCAACGAGCAGCAGUUUGCUGAGGAAGGUGUUGGGAUCAAGCUGAAAUGCUCCGUUCUCUGUGGGACGAACGUGAACCAUUGUGACUGCAUAGCGAGCUGGCAUCCUGGAGGCGUCUCUCCGUCCCGGGUCGCCGAAUACGAUCAGAACACGAAAACAUUCACGCAGGACUCUGCGAACAACACCAUCUCCACUGCCGUCCUGAUCAUCGACAAAGUGUCCGCUGAGGACUUCAAUGCUGUGUUUGAGUGCAGAGGAGCCGCCCUGUUCAAAACGGCAAAGGCCACUUUGACCCUGAAGCAAAGAGAGUCCGUGAUCCCGCUGGUGGUCAUGGGGGUGUGCGUGUUGUUCCUCUUCGUCUUUGCCGCCGCGUUGGUCAAGUGGUUUGCCCUCGACCUCGCUCUCUUCUUCAGACCUUGUUUCCAGUGUAGCCGUUGGAACAAAGAUGGGAGAAUGUUUGACGCCUACGUGGUCUACCAGGCGCAGAGCCAGGACAAGGUCACCGAAGACACACUCACACAGUUCAUCGCCAAGAUUCUGCCCUCCGUCCUGGAGGAAAAGUGCGGGUAUCGACUCUUCAUCCACGGGAGGGAUGACAUACCUGGGGAAGACCGCCUGGAGGUGGUGGAGGACCGCAUGAAGCAGAGCAGGAGGCUGAUGGUCAUCCUUCCCCCGGGUUCAGAAUCAGAGUCGAAGAGGCCGGACCGGCAUGCCGUCUCUGCGGUGAUCGGAGGCUAUGACUGGCAGGUGGGGCUCCACCACGCGCUGCUGCAGAGAGAAAUGAGUGUGAUUCUGAUCCAGCUGGGGGACGUGGGACCACAAGGAUACUCGCACCUUCCCGCCGGCCUGCAGCACCUGAUUCUUAAAAGCGCCCCCAUCAGGUGGCGCGAGGACGUGCCGGAGGCCGACUCCCGGAACUCCCACUUUUGGAAGAGGGUGAGAUACCUGAUGCCAGCCACACCUGCAAAACGAUGUCCACCAUCCGAUAUGAUUUGAACCCUGGUGGUUCCCUCUGGCCUUCCUGGAGUGAUGCAAGAGGAGCAUGUGCAAAGAGGCAGCUGACAAGUCAAUGUUUCUUUUUUUAAAUUCCGCUAAUACAGUUGUUUAUUUACUAUGGAUCAAAAAGUGUAAGACUAUAAUUAUAAUUAAUGGGAGAAGCUUGUGUAGCUGCCAUCAGACAAAGACAUUUUCUUUAAAAUGGGCUUUUAGAGAUGCAAGACCUUUAGAGAUGUAAGGCCUUUAGAGAUAUAUGAAUGAAAGAAUGAAUUUAUUCACACACACAAUACCACAUGAAACAUAAUACAGCUGGGGGGGUACAAGAUUAAUUGGGGAGGGUGAAUGGGUCCCCCAAAGAAGCUAAAGAGAAGCUUAUGGGUGGCGGCCCAUGAUUCAAUUAAAAGUGGUAGCACAAAACUGUAAAGUACACAAUUACCAAAAAUAAUAAUGUUGACGAGAGAAACACCAGUACUUACAAAACAUGACAUACACAUACAAUCAUACAUCCGAGUAGUCCAUGAAAAAACAGUUUUAUAUUAGAUGUAGGUUGAUAAGAAAUAUUUUUUUAGUUGUCUUUUAAAGUUGGAGAUAUAAGUCAACACCUUGAGGCCAUUAUGGGAUGCGUUUAGCUCAGUCAGUCUUAGUAACUCAAGACGGUGGAGGUUUAGUGGGGGAAUUUAUCUCUGACCAGGACUGAGCCCGUAUGACUUUUUCUUUUGCAAGGAUAUACGUUUUUUGAGAUGGCUGGUGAAAGUGUUGUGACACCCUGACGCAAUAGUUAAGGUGUGGUUCGAAGAGAGUUUUAUAUAAAGUGAGGAGUGCAGACCGAGGUAGAAAAUGUCUGAUCUUAUAAAACAAGCCAACAUACUUAGACAAUUUAUUUACAAGAUAGUCAAUAUGACAUUUAAAGCUAAGAGUCGUCAAUGCAUACAUGCAUGAAUACACUCUUUUUAUCUCCUGGAAAGAAGUGAUAUUGGCCGAUAAUUGUUCAUAUUAUUUCUGUCACCCGAUUAAAAAAUUUGAAUUAUUUUAGCAGUUUUUGUAAUUUUUGGCAAUGUAGAUGUAGGGCCUUUGGAGAUGUAAGGCCUUUAGAGAUGUAAUGCAUUUAGAGAUGUAGGGCCUUUAGAGAUGUAAGGCCUUAAAGAUGUAAGGUCUUUAGAGAUGUAGGGCCUUUGGAGAUGUAAGGCCUUUAGAGAUGUAAUGCAUUUAGAGAUGUAAGGCCUUUGGAGAUGUAAGGACCUGCUGCAGGUGAGGAGGGCAAGGAGAACCUUUAUUGUAAAAUAUGUUACUGAGGAAGUGCUGCAACUGCUAGAGAUCUAUUUACUCUACUGAAAAACCGAUAAAAGAAAUAUAUUUUUUUAUUCUGUGUCGCUUGUUAUUUCUCAAAAUACUCCUUCUGGUCAAAUAGAAAUAAAAUAAAAUUAUAACCCAAUACCUGUAAAUGUUUGAAUGUAUAUCUGCUUUUUUUUCUAAAUAAAAGAAAUUGAUUAGAAAAAUGCCA